Messenger RNA from Cynoglossus semilaevis (tongue sole), 1986 nucleotides. RefSeq names its product 2-oxoglutarate-dependent dioxygenase htyE-like. Lineage: Eukaryota; Metazoa; Chordata; Actinopteri; Pleuronectiformes; Cynoglossidae. The record is from RefSeq and is a predicted model, not a curated record. The transcript has 7 exons. The coding region runs from base 775 to 1707 and encodes 310 amino acids.
AGUGUGUGGGGACGGUGCUAUGCUCAGAGCACCUCUGUGGCAGCUGGUGGACUCGAACCUGAAACCUUCUGGACCCAAGUCCGCUUCAUUAAUGUCAUUCAUGAACUAUUUUAAAAUGUAUUUUCACAUAUGGCUUUUAGUCAAACACUGGGUAAAAUCCCAUAACGACAACAUUGUAAAGGUGUUUGGUUCAAAGAGACUUAAAUGAUGUUCAUAAAUUACGUAAGUUGAUCAAUGAUGUAGACACAAGUUGUUAACCAUUGGCCAAAAAGAAAAAUUCACUGAAAUGUGAAGGUUUUGUUUGUCACACAUGUCUUAUUCAUACUUAGUGUGCCUGAAAAAAUAAAUAACUUGUCAAUAUUUAUUAUGUUUGGUGCCUGAGUGAAAUAACCCAAGGUUAAAGGAGACUCUGCUGGAGAGAAUAAGGUGCAGCCUGCAAAGGGGGCGCUCUACCAGCCAACUCUUAUUAAAAUCAACUUGUGUGAAAGUGUGACGUUUCAACGUCACAGCGGACAACUUCUACAGAAGAUGGUUAAAUUAAUAAAAUGAACCGUGGAAACCGCCACUUUCGAAGAAGACACUCCAGUUUUUCGACGUGGGGAAAAAAAACAUGCCAAUAUCACGUGAAACCACAGAGAACUGUUUUCCUAUUGGCUGGGAGAAGCUCGUGGGGAGGGGGCUGCGCGAACCCUGUUAACUUAUAGUAGUAGUUCAGAGUUCAGUCGCUGGGAUUGAUGGUCAGAUUGGAGUCUCCCUUUUUCGUUCGGUCGCAAAAUGAGCAUUCCAGUAGUGGACUUCGGCGACUAUGGCCUGGAUAAAUGUGAUGUUUGUGACGAUCGGCUGCAGGACUUGAGCCAACAGCUGGGAGCAGCGUUUACAGACAUUGGCUUCGUGCUUUUGAAAAACACAGGGAUCACUCAGGACGAGGUGAACACUGCUAUGGAUGUGGCCAUGAAGUUCUUCCUGCAGCCUGAUGCAGUGAAGAAGACGUUCAGCCGGGAGACUUUCUCUGUCAGUCCAAAUCACUGGGUGUCAGUGGAGACAGAGAGGUUAAACCCACUUCGCCCUGGAGACCUGAAGGAGUCUUUCAACGUUUCAUCGCUUCAUCCUGACAUAAAAUGGCCAUCAUCAGAUAUUGUACCUGGAUUCAAGGAAACCCAGGUAUCUAUCUUUCAGCGCUGUAAAGAGUUGAGUCUGCGGGUGCUGAGGGUCAUGGCCCACAGUGUUGGUGUGGACCCGGAAGUGUUCCUUGAUGCACACCAACAUAUAGGAGAUCCUAAGAACAGCACCACCCUGCGGUCUCUGUACUACUCACCAGUAAACAGAGACCAUGUGAAGGAGAACCAGAUACGCUGUGGAGAACAUUCAGACUAUGGCAGCAUCACACUGUUGUUCCAAAGCAGUGAAGGUCUGCAGGUCCGUGCACGUUCCGGUGAAUUCAUCUGUGUUCCCUGCAUCCCAGAAACCGUUCUGGUCAACAUUGCUGAUAUGAUGCAGCGCUGGACAAGUGAUCGGUUUGUCUCUGUGCUGCACAGAGUUAUUCUGCCCCCUGCUGGAGAUUCAAGCUCACGCCAGUCACUGGCUUUCUUCAUUCAGCCUGACGAUGAUGUUGUGAUUACUUGCUGUGACGGCUCCAAUAAAUAUCCUCCAAUCAAUUCCCGUGACCACUACAUGGAGCGUUUCAGUGUAUCGUACGGACGGUCCUAAAAUUUAUUUUUCUACUUAUGUUAAAGUUCUUUUAGAAUUUGAAUUUCCAAUGCGUUGGUGUGUGUCUGUGCACUGUGUCGUAAAUGAGGAAAAACAAAGCAAACUGCAAGAUCAUCACUUUAUUGUACACAUUCAAACCACAUGCACAUUUGACUCACUGAAUGCUGGUGGUGGAUAAUAAAAAAAAAUCUGCACUUUUACCUGAUUGUUUUCUGAUGUCUGUAAAAAUACUUAAUAAUUAAAUCCAGUGUUUAGUAGAGACAACAUAAAUUAUGCAAC